CACGAAUUGUGGUAUGGACGUGAAUCUGCGUGACUCUUACGGCAGAACGCCCCUACACGUUGCGGCGGAGACCGGAGCGCUGCGCGCCGCCGAGAAUUUGUUGAGCCGAACCACGUGUCUCGUCGACGCCCGGUGUCAUAUGCGUCGCGCCACGCCCUUGCUCAUUGCGUGCGCUACGAGAUGCAGUCCCGCUAUGGUGGAGCUGCUGCUACACAAAGGAGCGGAUCCGCGCGCAAAGAUGCCCUUCGUCUGGAACUGGCAUGCCGUGAAAAGAGUCCUGACCUAUGCGGCGAUGGUGAAGCGCCAAGAUCUUCUCGCCAGAGCUGAGAAAGAAGAAAUGGACGAGGAUGUGAAAGAGUGGCUGCUCGCGGAUUGGACGGAGAAGACGAAGGCAGUGUACGACUUCGCAGCCAGACUUCAUCCGACUGUACGCCGUAUUCGCAAAUUUUUAACAGAAGCUGGUCUUUCAUGCGGAGACUCAGUCGAUGACAUUGAAAGAGGACGCCGCGGAAGUUUGCCCCUCGUCGAUUGCCUGGAAAGCGCUCGUGUCGCUAUUCGUAUGCAGAACGCGGCUUUGUUGGAGCCGCUGAACAAUGGGCACGCAAACGUGAAUACACAGGACGAGGCGACGCAGUUUAUCUGCGCUUACCGAGAAGCACUCGAUGACGUGGAAGACGCCGUAAAAUGCUUUUCGUUAGUAGAGUCUACCCUCCAGAGCCACCCACGCUUAGCUCCGCCCAAGCCACCAAAGCCGGAAACGAAAAACACGACGUCCUCAGGUGGCGGAUUCUUUUGUUGCGCUUCGGGUAGGAGUAAACCAGCUCGCGCAGUGAAGGCACCCGCCCCGGCCGCACCACCUGAACCGAAGAACGAACUGGCUCAGCUGGUAAAGGCAAUAUAGAAAAAUCAAGCGACACCAGGACCCUUCCUUGUCCUCCUCUUCAUUUCAAAGCGUGCGCUCAUACGAGUUGUGAAGAGAACAUUUUAGAACAACAAGGUCACUCCCCAAGCAAUGGAGUGGAUGCGCCUUUCCUUGGGGUGUGAGCUAGUUGUGACUACAGCUUUUUCUUGGAAAGAUCAAGACAAGAAACCGCACUUUCCUACCAGACCAUAUUACCCCUUUAUUUCUUAUCCUUCCAACCAUAAUUCAUCGCACACACCUCGCUUGCGGUUGCGCCCGAAGUGGUUUGACAUUUCGGAGCAGAGACAUACCUGACCUUAUUUCUGUACACGUACGCCUGAAACGAUUGUGAUCAUUUUGGAAGGCUCAGAUAGGAUGACAUGUGAUGAAGAAGCGGCCCUCUAUGCCAGCAUACACCCCAC
This is a messenger RNA of Amoebophrya sp. A25, 1323 nucleotides long. The record is from the annotation of a GenBank genome assembly. NCBI's taxonomy places the organism in Eukaryota, Dinophyceae, Syndiniales, Amoebophryaceae.